Messenger RNA from Sphaeroforma arctica JP610, 2452 nucleotides. RefSeq lists its product as hypothetical. The coding region runs from base 156 to 1193 and encodes 345 amino acids. The record is from RefSeq and is a predicted model, not a curated record. Gene Ontology annotation, cellular component: membrane. Gene Ontology annotation, molecular function: hexosyltransferase activity. The transcript has a single exon. Lineage: Eukaryota; Ichthyosporea; Ichthyophonida.
CCGGCGUACGUCGGCACGCACAAUAUGCGUGAGGGAUAGAAGAUCAAUUGAAGCUUUAAUCUUAUACAGUGGAAGCUUUAGCCGUAUACAGUGUUUAUACUAGGUAAAUUAAGGCUACAAUCGUAAGUUAGUGAGUCCAUCAAAUCAGCGAGUUCAUGAUGAUUUUCAAAGCGGCUGAUUGGAAGUUCUAUUUGAUAUGUCUCAUAAUGUUCUCAUGUGCGCUGUAUUACACACUAUCGACAGAUAGUGCGAAUGUGUCUGCUGAGUAUAGUAACAAGUACGUAGAUAUCAGGAUCGACUCCGUUAUCGAAUCUACUGCUGAUGUUUUGCAAGAUCAAACUCAAAAAGAGAGCGUCGAUGUUCCAGACUUGGUCGCAAAUGAGAAUCUACAGGCUGACAUAGCAAGCAACUCGCAAGAGAAAUCAGGGUCUGUCCAGGUCUUCUCUGAUCUGACUGUUGACUACAAAGUGCACGUACUAGAACCUGAUAUCGAAGGUAUUCUGAUUGCACCUCUGACUAUUACUGCUGACGGAAGAGCGGCGAUCCGACGAACGUGGGGCGCGGGGUUGACCAAUCGAUUGUUUUUCCUGGUGGCGAAGAACAACGGCUCAUGGCCCGAAGAUGAGUACAAUCUUUACAAGGACAUUGUUCUAAUCGAUUUGGAGGAAAAAUGGGGCAGAGCAGUUGCGGUCAAGUCUAGGGUAUGGUUCGCCAUCAGUUCGAAAUACUGGACUACAAAAUGGGCCGUCAAAACAGAUGAAGACUCUUAUUUAUUUUAUGAUCGUAUGUUAAAGCAACUAAAGCGGACACAUGCAGAUUACUGGGGCCGUCUGUUUCUCCACUCAGUGCCAUACCGUCAGAACACUACUAAGUACUAUCUUUCAGAAGAUAUGUAUCCUCGCGAUGAUUUCCCUCCUUAUCACAGCGGGGUUGGGUACGCGGUCUCUUUGCGAGCACGUCAGUGUAUGGCUAAAGUAAUGCCGAAUAUCAUAUAUAUGCCUCGAGAGGACGUUGGUACGGGGCUCAUGAUCGAGGCGUGUAAAUUCCAUGCCACACAUGCCGGAAAUGGAAGAGUUCUGUUGAAUUAUCGCGAGAAUUAUGUCAAAGACAACUUGGUGGUUCACCACGGGUUGAAAAAGAAAGGUGAGAUGGACGACUACCAUGCGAAGGUAUUGCGCGCGCGGAAAGCGUGAUCACAUGUGAUAGUGUCCCAGAACGAUUAAUUAUACAGGUGUUCGGAUAGCGGAGACUAGUGACGAGUCGCGAUCGCUGUCUUCUCUAACGCCAUCUUUAAUGAGUGGUAAGGGAGAUUGCUAGCACUAUUUGGCUGACGAACCGAGCGGAGUGUCUGCCCCGUAACAAGAGAGGUCGCAAUCCAUUGGACAGUUCAGUCGGUGAGGAAUGACACCCACGUACAAAUGUGAGUUAAAAAUCGACCUACAGUAUCUGAAAUAAGUAUGGCCGCUAUGUCUGAGUUGGCGAUGUGUUGGACAGAGCAUAUAACGCGCAUUUACCAUCGGAAUUGUACUAAUGUUGGAAUUGGCCAACAACUACAGUCGCCGCAUAUAUCAUUUCACCAAAUCAGACCGAUGUAGAGAUAGAGGACAUUCUGUAGAUUUGACACAACGCGGGAACAUAUUUAUACAUCGCGUCCGUGCGCAUUGGGAUGAGGAAAUCUGUGACUACUAUGGGGUUAAGCUUCGGAUAGGAGAAAAAUCACAAUCGACGCACCCACAUAUAGUUUAGACUUCGCUUUUCCUUUUGCAUAGCUCUUGAAGACUUCGCUUUCCCUCCUGCAUAGUCCUUGAUUGCGUCGCAUUUUUGCGAAAGAAAGUACUGAUACAAAGCCGAAGUUAAUACAUAGGGCAGUCCACACUAAGAGAAAUAAACUCUUUUCAAAAGACAAUGCGCGCUUCGUGUACCUCUGUAUCGGGCUUCUAGGUUUUGCUCUUUAGUCAUUCUUUCAAUGUGACGCUUUCAUACGUGAUGAAUCUCCACACAGGCAUGAAAUCCUCAUAAAUUGGUCGGCGAAUUAACCAACUAAAUCAAGUCAGCUUUAUCUACAUCAAAAGAAAAGACACGGGCAAAUAUAGCAUACGCUAUUUACAUUUUCGCAGAAUUUGUCCGGUAUACAAUUUGGCCAGGACUACAACUACGCAGCUCCGCUCACCUUCGUCAGAACUUGAAACUUGACGCUCCCGUGAUCACAAUAGCUGCCGAAUCUAAUCUAUGCCAAUAGCCCAAUAGCAUUUUAAGACCUAAAAAUUACAACAAAUCAUAGUACUGAUGUGUUCUGUCAAUUCCUUACUAUUGAUAUGCCCUGAACCCCUUAUUAUUGAAUUUUUUAAACCCAAAGGUUGGCAGAGGUUCUAGAGCGGUACAAUCGUAAGGAGCGUAAUUUUACUGUAAAGACCGCUCAAAAGUACCCCUGAGUUGUAGCAAGUGUAGCAAG